GAGAAGAAAGGUUGGGAAAAGCCAAGCGCCCUCGAUGCUGUGUUGCUGGCGCUGGUGGAUCCUCAGUGGUCCACUCAGGAAAGGCUGCAAGGAGAUGCUCUAAUUCUCCUCUUCCCAAUACAGGGCUCCUGGUAGCGAGAGGAGAGGAAAUGCCUUCGCUUUGAGGCACUGGAGAUCUUGCCCAUGUGCUGCAAUAAGCACUUAAAGGAAGCAUUUUCUGCUGCUUUCCUGUGUUUUCCCUCUGGGUUUGUGCCCGUUGGACCUGGCUCGUGGGCUGGGGCUGCUCUGAGGUGCAGGGUCUGAGCCCAGCCUGGCUCCUGUCCCAAACGAGCCGGGUGCUUUGUGCCAAGUCACGCUCAGGGCAGCGUCACUCGGGCCUCCCUGGUGCGGUUGAAGAGGGCAUUUCCUCUGCAGGGAAUAGGGAGAGGGAGAAAACGAAAGCUGUGCCUGGUGUCCCUGGGUGGGAGGUGCUUUGGAGGAAGGCGAAAGUGCUGCUUUCCCCAGGCAGUGAAUUCCCCCCUUGCCGGUGCUGGGAUCGCACCGGGGCAAUGCCUUACUCCAAGAAUAAUCCCGCUCAGCAGCUGCCUUGAAGUGCUCGGGAGCUGAUAAAACACUGGGAGAGCUUUGAAGCGUGGCCAAGGUCACCCCAUGCGUUUUGGGGCAGAGUGGAAUCCGAAGCUGCAGGAUUUGGGUCCUGCGAUGGGCGCUCGCUGCCGCUCUGUCCCUGCGGGAAAGACCAGGAUGCAGAGCUUGCAGCCGGACCCCAAAGCCCAGUACAGGGGUGUGUAUGAAGCGCUGAAGAAGAUUGUCCUGACGGAGGGUUUCUGGAGGCCUUUACGUGGGAUCAAUGUCACCAUGCUGGGGGCUGGCCCUGCCCAUGCCAUGUACUUUGCCUGCUAUGAAAAGAUGAAAAAGUCUCUAAGUGACACUUUCCAGCAUGGAGGAAACAGCCACUUGGCCAAUGGUAUAGCUGGGAGCGUGGCCACGCUACUCCACGACGCAGUGAUGAAUCCUGCUGAAGUGGUGAAGCAGCGGAUGCAGAUGUUCAACUCCCCUUACAAGUCCGUCCUGGCGUGCAUAAGGACAGUGCAGAAGACGGAAGGGUUCGGUGCCUUCUACCGCAGCUACACCACGCAGCUCACCAUGAACGUGCCCUUCCAGGCCAUUCACUUCAUCACCUACGAGUUCAUGCAGGAGCACAUCAACCCGCACAGGGAGUACAACCCGCGGUCCCACAUCGUCUCCGGUGCCAUCGCGGGGGCCGUGGCCGCCGCCGCCACCACUCCUCUGGAUGUCUGCAAGACCCUGCUCAACACCCAGGAGAACAUGGCCUUGAGCUCUGUGAACAUCAGCGGGCACCUCACGGGCAUGGUGAAUGCCUUCAAGACUGUCUAUCAGCUGGGGGGUAUCUCGGGGUGUUUCAGGGGGGUACAGGCACGUGUCAUUUACCAGAUGCCCUCCACAGCCAUUGCCUGGUCCGUGUACGAGUUCUUCAAGUACUUUCUCACAAAGCACAAGCUGGAGAAGAGAGCAUCCUAGUGAAGGACUGCCAGGGUGAACGCCAGCCCCUGUGUCCCCUCUGUGUGUGUGCGUGUGUGUGUGUGUGUACCUGCAAGCCAGCCAGCUCUGGGGCUCUGCUAAGGGAAGUACCAGGUUCGUGGUGGAAUCGCAGCUGACGUCCACUUCUCCCUUCCUCAGGGAUUCAAGUGCUCCUCAGCCACGUGUUCCCCUCCUUGCUCCAUGAAAAGAUUUAUAAAGACUCAUCAUAAUAAUAUAUAUAUUUAAUAACUUUAUUUUGGAGAAGUGAAAUUGCUGACUGAUAUUUUUCUCUCUGAAUAAGUAGAAGGUGCAGUUUACUCCUCACCGCAAAGCUUGGGUCGUAUAACCCAGGCUGGGGUGGUCGCUUUUUUUACAGCAAAGAAGCAAAAUAUCCUGUCACAGAGCUUACUUUUUUAUAUGAACAUGAAAUAGAUGGAUAAUGUUUAUCCUUUAUUUUUCUA
Molecule: messenger RNA, 2000 nt
Organism: Pezoporus flaviventris
Lineage: Eukaryota; Metazoa; Chordata; Aves; Psittaciformes; Psittacidae
Gene: SLC25A37
Product: solute carrier family 25 member 37
Exons: 4
Coding region: 649-1539 (296 amino acids)
Biological process (GO): iron import into the mitochondrion
Cellular component (GO): mitochondrial membrane
Molecular function (GO): ferrous iron transmembrane transporter activity
Source: RefSeq, a predicted model, not a curated record